Guillardia theta CCMP2712 is the source of this 3515-nucleotide messenger RNA. RefSeq lists its product as hypothetical. NCBI's taxonomy places the organism in Eukaryota, Cryptophyceae, Pyrenomonadales, Geminigeraceae. The record is from RefSeq and is a predicted model, not a curated record. The transcript is spliced from 13 exons. Bases 73 to 3411 code for a protein of 1112 amino acids.
GGGUACGAGCACCUGGGGGGGCGAUGGUGCGGAAACAGCGUGCAGGGGGUGUGCGGGACCGACGGGUCAGUGAUGUGUACGAGCGACAGCGACUGCAACCUGGCGGGAGGGAUCUGCUCGGGAGGAUCCAACGGGGGAAACAGCUGCGUGUCCGAUGCCCAGUGUCCAGGCACAGGCAAAUGCACGACGACAUGCGGGGGGCAGAACAUCGACGUGCUGCUGUGGACCUGCUGCCGGGACAACCAACAGUUCGGGGCCUCGGUGUCCGUGUUCUGGGACGCCAACGAAGAAGACUACAUCCUCGCGGUGGGAGCGAUCGGGGACACGAGCUCAGUCACCUACGGGCAGUCGUACGACAGCCGGAACCACGGGUCAGUGUACCUUUUCCAGCAGAACCUGUGCUGCAUGAAUGGAAGCCAGUACGCCACGAGCGGGGCAGCAUGCGGCGCCCCCUACUCGCCUCUCAACUGCUCCAAUGUGUGGGGGCAAGUGAAGGGGAUUCUCAGCUCGGGGAGGCCCCACGAGUACCCAGUGACCCCAGCUGAGACCUGCGGCAAGGUGGAGUACAACGGAAGGGAGGUGCCGUGGGUGUCGGUGCAUGCGACCAGCCUGAUCCAGUACUACUGCUGGCACACGGAGAAGAUCUCCGCCAUCGACGAGAGCCCGGACACUUACUUCGGUCGUCAGGUGUACCUGAGCACCUGCGAGACGUACCUCAACUCGAGCUCCUCGUGUCUCCUCGUCUCCCGCGGCCUCCUCUACGCCGACGAGCUCUACGUCUACGUCCGCAACAAACCCGGCUACGUCUUCGGGCCCGGGGAACAGCCGUCGGGAACCGGCAAAGGGUACAACAGCAGUCAGUUCGGGUACGGGAGCGAGUUCCACAACGAGUGGGCCCUGCACCGCAAGCACUGCGACGACAACUUCAGGUGCCCCCCGACAGACAACAGCGGGUACGUGCAGUCAAGCACCGAAGCGACGGGCUGCUACUGCAACGGAGGAUACCUCAACGGUCAGAGCUGCUACGCUGACGCUGACUGCCAGCUCGGAGACCAACAGGCCUCAUCGACGUGGGCGGGAAACUGCCAUGACGGUCAAGACAACCUGGGGGCUUACUGCUCGGCUGCUUGCGAGUGCAGCAGCGGGCUCUUGUGCUCGUGGUACGCUGGUACUCUAGGAGGCGAAGCGCAAGGGCUGGCAACAACCAUGCAGUGGAUCUACUCGACGACCCUGCAAGUCGCUCUGCCCGCUAGCUGUCCCGGGGGCGUCAUCGACUCAGGAACCAUCACAGCAGUCGCGAGCUCUACUGUGAUGAAACUCGACAGCUCGGCGGCGCCUUUUGACGGCAUCUACAUCGGGUUCUCGCUCCAGCUGACGACCACCACGUCUCCAUCCUCGGGCGUGGGUUCCUACAACCUCACGGACGUCCGCGACAUCGUUGGCUACAACGCCGAUCGCUUCGUGACCGUCUCCAGCAGCUUCGGCGCCUACCCGACGACGACGUCGCGCUACGAGGUUCGAACCAACGGCCCCUGGUACGGGUACCCCUCGCAGGUGACUGACUGCCAGGGGUUCACAACCGUAGUGGCAGCCGACGCGUCAAACAUCGCGAGCGGGUCGUACAUCCUGAUAGACGACGAGAUCCUGGAGGUGGUGGGAGUCCAGGGGAACAACCUGACGACUCGGCGAGCGAGGUCUGGCUCAGUCGCUGCUGCUCAUGCGGUAGGCGCGGCGAUCAACAUCAUCUCCGACACUGGGGUGUUGAACUCUGGUAUCUCUGCCUCUGCGCAGCUCGACGCGAAGCUUCAGGCCUCCAUCAGCAUCCAGCAGGGAGGCAUCCUCCGCCGCUGCGCCACCCUGACUCUUGACAGCCUGGCCUCCUCCACUGACAACGUCUACCGCAACUGGUACGUGGCCAUCACAUCGGGCGUGGGCGUCGCUCAGUCUGCUCGCGUGCUGCACUACGACGGGACGAACAAGCUGGCGGUCAUCGACUGCAUCCAACAAGGGCAGUACUGGACAGGCUACGCUCAAGCCGGAUACACUUCAGGGUACAGCGGGCAGGGGUAUGGGGCCUUCAGCUCUACCGGCAACAACCCGACGGCGUGUCGACGCAGUUGGAUCGUUCCUCCCGCAGCCUCUUACCGCUACUAUCGACUCCGUGUCAUGAAGGCGACCAGCGGCUGGACGUCGCGCUGGUACAGCCCGGGCUUUGCCUGCACCGGCUGCUGCAUCGCAGGCGGCUGGUCGAUCCAGGAGAUCCAGCUGUUCCAAGACGCGAGCGACUCGACCCAGCCCCCGCAGCGGCUGUCAGUCUCCGCAGCCACCAACCCCUACGCUCCUGCCCCGGUCUCGUCAAGCGUGACCUCGCAAACGGUGAAGCCCGUGCUGUCCAACUCGCCCAACUUGGCGAUAGACAACUGCCCCUCGUCCCCCGGCUCGGAGAUCUCCUGCCCCUCCCUCCCUGGCCAGUACUGCGACUCCAACUCCGUGAGCUGCGGGUCCUCCUCCUUCUACGAGCAGUCCAACAACGGGGCCACCUGCGACUACUACGAGCUGACUCCUCUCAUCCUCGACCUGGGCAGUGCCAAGAGAGUCGACAAGUAUCGGUUCGCGACUACCUCGCUGUCAAGCGCCUACGGGUACGAGCCCGUGCGAUGGAUGUUCGAGGGGACCAACGACGGCACCGCAGCGGGUGGGGAUGCAUACGAUCCUUACGGGUAUUGCGGGGGAGGGAUCAACCUGCCGAGCAACGGGUCGUGCCUGUGCAGCUCGACUGGUCUGCCCUACUGCAGUACGGACCCAGGCGUCUACGCGCAAGACUGCUCGUGUCGAAGUCGAUGGAACACGCUUCACGACAUGUCCAAGUCGGACUAUCAGUACAGCUUGUCCGAGUCUGUCCGAGGCGCGUGGGUUCCCUCGACCUCCAGCACAGUCUACGCGGGCUACUUCUCCAUCCCUCGCUCGACCUAUCAGCUCUGUCCCAACUACGUGGACUCCAACGGAGUUUGCAACCAGGGGCCCUGCACUGAGGUUGCGUGUGCGGGUCCUACGGGGGACGUGGACCCAGUCAGCGUCGACUACCUGAAGCAGGCCCGCUCCUUCGCCUCACAGUACCUCCCAGCCACAAACGAGAAGGGCAGCAAGUUCCGGCCUGGAGACGGUUCGACGUCUGGCGGAGCACUAGGCAACGACGUGACCGGGAAGCCGCUGUGGGGCAACCCAGUGAGUACGGAUCGAGCGAACAAGCGGACGGGACGAGACUCGGGCGACCUCAUGGCUGUUGGAGAUUUCUCGUACAAAGACCGGGGCAUCGUCUUCCUCAUGCGACGCAAGGCCAUCGAUGACUACCUGAGCUACUUCGAGAGGUACCAGUACUACCCCAUGCCCCUGCCAACAUGGGUCGACUGAUAUCCAGUGAGCACGAAGCAGCGAGCACGAAGAGGAACGAGAGGGGAGCGAGAAGUUACAGUUAAGCUAGAAGAAUAUUCAUUGGUUUAUACACAGCAUGAGAC